Molecule: messenger RNA, 2829 nt
Organism: Bombina bombina (fire-bellied toad)
Lineage: Eukaryota; Metazoa; Chordata; Amphibia; Anura; Bombinatoridae
Product: fibroin heavy chain-like
Exons: 4
Coding region: 1-2829 (942 amino acids)
Source: RefSeq, a predicted model, not a curated record
AUGUCCGCCGCCUCCAGAACACGUCACCACCGGGAAACUGGGGUCCAACCAAGGAGCGAAGCCAGCUGUUAUAGGAGACUCCAGCCACAAUCAGCCAUCGUCCCGAAUUCUGAAGUUUGGUGUCAGUGUAUGGAGAGGCGCAGUGGUGAACUUGCUGCCAUAGAAAGACAGCUUCAUAAAGCUCUAGAAGUGGGUACAAAUGCAGCUCCAGGAGUGGGUACAAAUGCAGCUCCAGGAGUGGGUACAAAUGCAUCUCUAGGAGUGGGUACAAAUGCAGUUCCAGCAGUGGAUACAAAUGUAGCUCCAGGAGUGGUUACAAAUGCAGCCCUAGGAGGGGGUACAAAUGCAGUUCUAGGUGUGGGUACAAAUGCAGUUCUAGGUGUGGGUACAAAUGCAGCUCUAGGUAUGGGUACACAUGCAGCUCCAGGAGUGGGUGCAAAUGCAGCUCCAGGAGUGGGUACAAAUGUAGCUCUAGAAGUAUGCACAAAUGCAGCUCCAGUAGUGGGUACACAUGCAGCUCUAGGAGUGGGUACAAAUGCAGCUCUAGGAGUGGGUACACAUGCAGCUCUAGGAGUGGGUACACAUGCAGCUCUAGGAGUGGGUACAAAUGCAGCUCUAGGGGUGGGUACAAAUGCAGCUCUAGAAGUGGGUACAAAUGCAGCUCUAGGAGUGGGUAAAAAUGCAGCUCUAGGAGUGGGUACAAAUGCAGCUCUAGGAGUGGGUAUAAAUGUAGCUCUAGAGGUGGGUACAAAUGCAGCUCUAGGAGUGGGUACAAAUGCAGCUCUAGAAGUGGGUACAAAUGCAGCUCUAGAAGUUGGUACAAAUGCAGCUCUAGGAGUGGGUACAAAUGCAGCUCUAGAAGUUGGUACAAAUGCAGCUCUAGAAGUUGGUACAAAUGCAGCUCUAGGAGUGGGUACAAAUGCAGCUCUAAAAGUGGGUACAAAUGCAGCUCUAGGAGUGGGUACACAUGCAGCUCUAGGAGUGGCUCUAGAAGUGGGUACAAAUGGAGCUCUAGGAGUGGGUUCAAAUGGAGCUCUAGAAGUGGGUACAAAUGCAGCUUUAGGAGUGGGUAUAAAUGUAGCUCUAGAAGUGGGUACAAAUGCAGCUCUAGAAGUGGGUACAAAUGCAGCUCUAGGAGUGGGUACAAAUACAGCUCUAGAAGUUGGUACAAAUGCAGCUCUAGGAGUGUGUACAAAUGCAGCUCUAGAAGUGGGUACAAAUGCAGCUCUAGAAGUUGGUACAAAUGCAGCUCUAGAAGUGGGUACAAAUGCAGCUCUAGGAGUGGGUACAAAUGCAGCUCUAGAAGUUGGUACAAAUGCAGUUCUAGAAGUGGGUACAAAUGCAGCUCUAGAAGUGGGUACAAAUGCAGCUCUAGGAGUGGGUACAAAUGCAGCUCUAGAAGUUGGUACAAAUGCAGCUCUAGGAGUGGGUACAAAUGCAGCUCUAAAAGUGGGUACAAACGCAGCUCUAGGAGUGGGCACACAUGCAGCUCUAGGAGUGGGAGUGGGUACAAAUGGAGCUCUAGGAGUGGGUACAAAUGCAGCUCUAGGAGUGGGUACAAAUGCAGCUCUAGGAGUGGGUAUAACUGUAGCUCUAGAAGUGGGUACAAAUGCAGCUCUAGGAGUGAGCAUAAAUGUAGCUCUAGAAGUGGGUACAAAUGCAACUCUAGGAGUGGGUACAAAUGCAGCUCUAGGAGUGGGUACAAAUGCAGCUCUAGAAGUGGGUAUAAAUGGAGCUCUAGGAUUGGGUAUAAAUGCAGCUCUAGGAGUGGGUACAAAUGCAGCUCUAGAAGUGGGUACAAAUGGAUCUCUAGGAGUGGGUACAAAUGGAGCUCUAGGAGCGGGUACAAAUGCAGCUCCAAGAGUGGGUACAAAUGCAGCCCUAGGAGUGGGUAUAAAUGUAGCUAUAGAAGUGGGUACAAAUGCAGCUCUAGAAGUGGGUACAAAUAGCGCUAUAGAAGUGGGUACAAAUGCAGCCCUAGGAGUGGGUACAAAUUCAGCUCUAGGAGUGGGUACACAUGCAACUCUAGAAGUGGGUGUAAAUGUAGCUCUAGGAGUGGGUACAAAUACAGCUCCAGGAGUGGGUACAAAUGCAGCCCUAGGAGUGGGUAUAAAUGUAGCUUUAGAAGUGGGUACAAAUGCAGCUCUAGAAGUGGGUACAAAUGGAGCUCUAGGAGUGGGUACAAAUGCAACUCCAGGAGUGGGUACAAAUGCAGCCCUAGGAGUGGGUACAAAUGCAGCUCUAGGAGUGGGUACACAUGCAGCUCUAGGAGUGGGUACAAAUGCAGCUCUAGAAGUGGGUACAAAUGGAGCUCUAGGAGUGGGUACAAAUGAAGCUCUAGGAGUGGGUACAAAUGCAGCUCCAGGAGUGGGUACACAUGCAGCCCUAGGAGUGGGUAUAAAUGUAGCUAUAGAAGUGGGUACAAAUGCAGCUCUAGAAGUGGGUACAAAUGGAGCUCUAGGUGUGGGUACAAAUGUAACUCCAGGAGUGGGUACACAUGCAGCCCUAGGUUUGGGUACAAAUGCAGCUCUAGGAGUGGGUACAAAUGCAGCCCUAGGAGUUGGUACACAUGCAGCUCUAGGAGUGGGUACAAAUGCAGCCCUAGGAGUUGGUACACAUGCAGCUCUAGGAGUGGGUACAAAUGCAGCCCUAGGAGUUGGUACACAUGCAGCUCCAGGAGUGGGUACAAAUGCAGCCCUAGGAGUUGGUACACAUGCAGCUCUAGGAGUGGGUACAAAUGCAGCUCUAGAAGUGGGUACAAAUGGAGCUCUAGGAGUGGGUAUAAAUGCAGCUCUAAGAAUGCUCCUAUUUUAUUCUCAUCAAACAUGA